Plasmodium vivax (malaria parasite P. vivax) is the source of this 3516-nucleotide messenger RNA. RefSeq names its product selenophosphate synthetase, putative. Gene Ontology annotation, cellular component: cytoplasm. Lineage: Eukaryota; Apicomplexa; Aconoidasida; Haemosporida; Plasmodiidae. Gene Ontology annotation, molecular function: selenide, water dikinase activity; ATP binding. Bases 1 to 3516 code for a protein of 1171 amino acids. Gene Ontology annotation, biological process: L-selenocysteine biosynthetic process. The record is from RefSeq and is a predicted model, not a curated record. The transcript has a single exon.
AUGCGGAUUUGCAAGCAGAUCGACCCCUUGAUCGACAUCGUGAUCAUCGGGUUUGGCGUGCGGAGCCAGCUGUUCGUCGACAAGUUCCUGCGGAAAAAUGAGCUGAAGGGAGUGAACAUCAUAAUCAUCUGCAAAGACAACUUCGUGUUCCUAGAUCGCUACGUACAAUGUGAAGAGGCCUGCAGAGAGAGCUACACGGACGUGUACAAUUUUUGCAAACAAAGGAACAUUCUCUUUAUAAAUGAGAAGGUGCAGUACGUACACACAGAAAGUAGAAAUAUAUUUUUUGCCUCAGACAGGAACCACUUGAAUUAUGAUUUCUUGUUAUGCGACUUUGAUUUGAAGAGCUCAGAUCUGUUUGGCACGGACAUGUCUCACAUGAACAUAUACGCCUUUCGAAAUAAAAAUUGUUUUUUUUAUUACAUGCAUGUGAUGUACCUCGCUUUGAUGCAGUCGACCAAUGUGGAGGAGGACAGGACGGAUGUGCGCCUGUAUCGUCAGUGUAGGAGGGCGCUUCUGCAGGGCAUCCCUCUGAAGAGGUUCCUUAACUUCCACUCGUACAACGAUGGGUACGUGGAGGAGAUCUUCAGCGCCUACGGGGAGGCGCAGCGGUUCGCGGCGGUAAGGAGGAGUGAAGUCAGCGCAGGGGGUGCAUCUAGUGGUAGCGCACCAACGGGUGGAAGCGCCAUCAGCGGAGGGAACCCAGUCAGUGGGAGCCUCCUCCCGGAUUCCCCUCCACAAGACACCCGCGCGGAGGAAGAUUCCCCCCCCCGCAUCCUCCUAAUCAGUGACAACAACCAGUUUGGGAAGUGCCUACAUUUGGAGAUGCACAAGCAGCUACGCAGAAUAAACGCGCAGGUUAAUUUGCUCUACGUGUAUGUGGCAUCUUCGAAGAGCGAAAAGGUAGACCCCCCCCCUUGUGGGGAGUACCUCCUGGUUAGGGAAAUAAGGGGAGUAAAACAAGAAGGAGAAAUUAAAGAAAUAAAAUUUUUGAACACCCAUGAUGAGGAAAUUAUAAUGAAAUAUGACGACUGCAUAAACAUCACAGGGAUGAGGUACCCUUCUUAUGUAUCCUCUUUUGGAGAGGACACCACGAAGAGCCUCUCGGUGAACCCCUUCUGUCAGUGCGCAAGGGACGAUUCUCUUUAUCUGCUUAACCAAGUGCAGAAUUACGACGAUUAUGUAGUCUGCGAGACGGUGUACCUUAACAUAUAUAACAAGGUGCAUGGGAAUGAGUACAUCAGCAUAGAACAUGUGAAGGCGUAUCUACUAACGGGGGAUGCAGAUGAGUUGGGAGUUUCCUAUUUGCUUCCCCCCACCCCCAACGUAUUUAAUCACACGGUAAAUUAUUCCUACCGAAUCGUUUCGUACAUUUUAAGAAGGGGCUACUCAUACGUAUUAAAGAAUCGCCUCCUACAAAAUGGGGUACUCUCCAUAAGGCACAGAAAAAGGGAAUUCGAAAGGUAUAUAAGUGGGUACCAGGUUAGCGGUAGCAGGGAGGUGUUUUCCUCUCCUUCGAUAAGGACCUUCUCUCUGUGUAUCUUCAAAAGGGCUGCUCAUUACGUGGACCUCCUCAGAGGAAGACCAGCUUCGCAAGAGGGGAGAAGCAUUCCCACCAGUAAAGAGAAAGAACCGCAUAAGGAUGAUGACCCAUCUGGUGUGAACUCCAGCGACAGUGGCAGCACCACAGCGAGCAGAAGUGGAAGCAACAGCAGGAAUGAGGAAGUACCCACCCGAAACAGAUGUGCACCAAGUGGAUGCCCCCAAAUGGAGAGAACAACUAGUUCCCCUCUUCCACAAUAUAUGUACAAUGCAUAUCAAAAGGAAUAUGAAAGGAGAUUACUUGUAAGUAAAAAAACGGUCUACCGAGUGACCCAAGAAGAGGGAGCCAAUGGAACAACCAUCACAAUCAUUGUGCAGGAUGAUAAUGCUCACAAGGGAACCACUUCUAACUGUGAGGCGAAGAGGGAAAAGGUAAAUUCGUACAUUAAAGAAAGCAUCGAAAAAAUAAUUAACCGAAAUACUUGCGGAGGAUGUGGAUCGAAAGUCCCCUCAAACGUAUUGUCCAAUUCGUUGAAAGGGCUACCUAUGUAUAGCUCUCCUAAUGUGUACCUAGGAAUUGAAGCAUGUGAUGACUGCUGCAUAUUUGUGCAUAGUAAAUCUAAAAAGGGAGAAGAAAGCCCUGCACUUGUUCAGACGAUUGACUUCUUCAAAUCAUUUAUUGAUGAUGAAUACAUAUUGGGGGAGAUAAUUGCCAUUCAUUGCCUAUCCGAUGUGUACAGCAUGGGGGGGACCGGCAUCUGUGCCUUGUGCGUACUGAUUGUGAAGGAUAAUAUUGAAAAGAAGCUGCAGCAGAGGUUGCAGAAUAUUUUAACUGGGUGCUGCCAGAAGUUGAAGGAGGAGAAGUGCGUCUUGAGUGGGGGCCACACCUGUGCGGGUAGUGAGAAUUACGUCGGCUUGGCAGUCACGGGGAAGGUGAAAAAGAGGCGUGUCGCCGGCGGGGCCACUCCCAAGGGGGAUCGCAAGGACAAGCCAGACAGGGAGAAGCGGCGAAAGGGAGAGGAGCCCCCCCAGGCCGUCGCAACAUUUAAGGCAGCCGCAACUUUCAAGGCAGCCGCAUCUCCCAGCAGUGGUGCACGUAACCAGCUACAGGGAAGCCCCCCCGCGGAUGACCUACCCCUUGUUAGCAAAGAACACAGGGACGCUUUCGAGCGACACCAAAUGAUGAAGGAAAACUACCUGUUCCUACCGAAGGGAAGCGGAAGCAUAAAAGCGGGGGAUAUAAUCAUCACGACGAAAAUGUUCGGCUUUGGCUUCAUCAUGGCUGCACAUAUAUGUAAAAAGGCAAAAGCCAGAUGGAUUUACAACUGCCUAGACGAAAUGCUCCUCUCAAAUAGGAAGAGUGGGCUAUACCUUUUGCAGAAUAAUAAUGCCAAGGCGUGCACCGAUGUAACUGGGUUUGGAGUCCUAGGCCACCUUAACGAAAUGAUCAAGUGCUCGAGGAGGGAAAUUUAUUUCGCUUCACAAAUGGGGAAGAAGCCCCUCUACAGCACAUCCCACAAGGAGGCACUGGACGGAAGGAACAACCGAGUGGAUGAUGCACAGGCUGACAAGGUGAUGGAACCCCCCAUGAAUCUCAUCGGAGCAAAGAUAAAUCUCAAGAACUUCAUAAUCGCAGAAGGGGUUGAGCAAUGCAUCGAAAAUAAUAUCUUCUCUUCCAUGUAUAAGAAAAACCACUACUUGUGCAAUAACAUUAUAAAUAUGGAAGAAGCCUCCCUGAGUGAGCGCUAUGGAAUUCUGUUUGACCCGCAGACCAGUGGGGGCCUCAUGGCCAUUGUGGAGAGGGACAGGGCGGAACGAAUCUUAGCGGACUUAAAAAACAUGGGGUACCCCAACUGUUCCGCGGUGGGGGAAAUUAUAAAUGUGCAGAAUGAGAAGUUCAGGGGGGUGCCCCUCAGUCAGGUCUCGCUGGACGAUUAUUUGGACACCUCCAACUCGGUGUACGUCGAAUGGUGA